Molecule: messenger RNA, 4832 nt
Organism: Mugil cephalus (flathead mullet)
Lineage: Eukaryota; Metazoa; Chordata; Actinopteri; Mugiliformes; Mugilidae
Gene: usp8
Product: ubiquitin specific peptidase 8
Exons: 20
Coding region: 174-3437 (1087 amino acids)
Biological process (GO): protein K63-linked deubiquitination; Ras protein signal transduction; protein K48-linked deubiquitination
Cellular component (GO): extrinsic component of endosome membrane; postsynaptic density; cytosol
Molecular function (GO): cysteine-type deubiquitinase activity
Source: RefSeq, a predicted model, not a curated record
GAAGAAGAAAAAUAAGCGGAACAGGAAGCGGAAGCUGAAGAAGAAAUCAGGAAUCAGCUGUCAAAAAAGUAGCUAAAGUGUAAGCAACGGAACAGAAAGAGAAAUGUCCAGAGGUUGUGUACCGCACUGACUGGUUUCUAGCCUGUGAGCUCUGCCUGAAAACAUCCGCCAAUAUGCCUGCAGUUUCCACCGGGGUUAAGGAGCUGUACUUGUCCACAUCUCUGGGUGAACUCAAUAAAAAAGCUGAAAUUAAGCCAGACAAGACAAGCACCAGAAGCUAUGUUCAGAGUGCCUGCAAAAUCUUCAAGGCGGCAGAGGAAUGUCGUCUGGACAGAGAUGAAGAGAAAGCAUACGUGCUGUACAUGAAGUUCUUAACAGUUUAUGACAUCAUCAAGAAAAGACCAGACUUCAAACAGCAGCCGGAUUAUUACAUGACACUCCUUGGGACAACCAGCUUUAAGAAAGCCAUUGAAGAAGCUGAGAAGCUGUCUGAAAGCCUUAAACUCAGGUAUGAAGAAGUUGAGGUUCGAAAGAAACUUGAGGAGAAGGAAAGACAAGAAGAGAAGAAGAGGAAGGAAGAAAUAAAAGAGAAGGAUGGUGGUCGGGGCUCUCCGAAAGCAGGAUCUGUAAACAAGAAGGACAGCAAAAAGGUGAAAGGAGAACAGAAUGAACUCAAGAAUGUAGUCUCAAAAGCUGCACUACCAGCUGGUGGCAUCACGGCUGAGAAGCUUUUCCACAUGAUGAAGGACCAGACGAUUACAAUGAUUGUCAUGGAUGCCCGCAGCCACAGAGACUUUGAGGAGUCCCACAUUCAGGUCCCGGCCCAGAAGUGUAUCAGCGUGCCUGAGGAAGCCAUUAGCCCAGGAAUCACUGUGAAUCAGAUCGAAGCAAAAUUGCCAGAUGUAUCCAAAGAACUCUGGAGGCAAAGAGGAGUUGUGGAUUAUAUAAUCCUACUUGACUGGUUCAAUUCUGUCACGGACCUAAAAUUGGGAACCACCUUGCAAAGCCUCAAAGAUGCACUGUAUAAGUGGGACAGCAUCACCAUCCUACGCAGUGAGCCUCUGGUGCUGGAGGGGGGCUACGAGAACUGGCUGUUGUUUUACCCCAUGUACACAACCAACGCUAAAGUUCGACCCCCUAGGCAGACUGUUACCAACACACUCCCUCAGCUGAACUUUAGCUACCCAUCCCUAGAGGAACCAAAGCCUCCGACUCCACCUCCACCAGAGCCUGAGGUGUUACCUGAGCCUCAACCACCAUCAGCCCCUGCGCUGGUGAACGGUGUUGCACCAGCAGGACCCCCCACAUCCAAAACUUCCAUGGUUGCUGACACGUUGCCCGACGUCGUCGAUUCCCCCGUGGCUGCCUCCACAAAUUCUGAGCUGAACCUUAAUAAGAAGGGCCCUGUGGCAGGCACGUCCAGCCCCUCGCCUGCAACAGCCAAGGCCUUCCCACAGUUUGACCGUGCCAAGAAACCCUUCGGCCGGGUGGACGAACCUAAGCCCAACCAGAACGGGUCCAUCCAGAAUGGACCACUGGUCCCUGACCGUUCAGGCAAACCCCUCUUCAAUCCCAACGCUGCCUUGUCUGAAGAAGAACAAAGUCAGAUACACUCUGAGGCCGUGGCGUUGAUGGAAAAGGCGAGGCAGGAGCAGGAGAAGCGCCACCAGGAGCGUCGCUUAGAGGAGGAGAGGCGGGAGAAGGAGAAGAAAGAGAAGGAGUUGAAAGAGAAGCAAGAAAGGGAGGAAAGUGAGAAGAAGAGGAAGGAAGAGGAGGAGAAAGGGCAACAGGAGAAAAAGAAACUGGAAAGGCAGAAAGCGGAAGAAGAGGAAGACAAAGAGAACAAAGUGUGGGACGAGAAGGAGAGGAGGGGGAAGGAGCCGAACACCGACACCCCCCCGAAGAGUAUGUCUCUGGAUUCGCCUGUUCCCAACCAUAUAGUUAGUGAGAUAAAGCGGGAGCCUCUGACCAGAGCAAGGAGUGAGGAGAUGGGAAGGAGUGUGCCAGGUCUUCCAGAUGGCUGGAUGAAGUUCCUGGACACAGUGACCGGGACCUACCGAUACUACCAUUCCCCCACCAACCGCGUCCACCUGUACCCUCCUGAGGUCACCGUUCCCCAGACCCCACCGUCCACUCCGCCGACAGUCAAACAGAAAACGCCGCAGCCUGCUGAGCCAGACACCAGCCGCGAACGAGAGCGGGAACAGUCCAAGCUGAAGCGCUCUUACUCCUCCCCGGACAUCAGCCAAGACCUGAGAGAGGAGGCCCAGAAGAAGGCCACCGCCCCGACCACCGCUGCGGUCAUACCCACCAUCAACAGAGACACCAAACCUGCCAAUGUUAAAGUCUAUUCUAAAGUGGAGAUCGUGCGGCCUUCAGCAGCCAAGAUUCGCAACCUGAAUCCCACAUUCGGAGGUCUGGGUGCAACACUGACGGGCCUUCGAAACCUCGGCAACACGUGCUACAUGAACUCCAUCCUGCAGUGUCUCUGCAACACUCCGGCCAUGACUGAUUACUUCAACAACAAUUACUACCUGGAGGACAUCAACAGGUACAACAUUCUUGGCCAUAAAGGGGAGGUGGCGGAGGAGUUCGGUGUCAUCAUGAAGGCCUUGUGGGCCGGCCUGUACAAGUGCAUCAGUCCACGCGACUUCAAGAUCACCAUAGGCAAGAUCAAUGAGCAGUUUGCUGGCUACGACCAGCAAGACUCCCAGGAGCUGCUGCUGUUCCUCAUGGAUGGGCUGCACGAGGACCUCAACAAGAGAGCGGACAACAGGAAGCGCUACAAGGAGGAGGAGAACGAUCACCUGGAUGAUCAGAUGGCGGCUGACCAGGCCUGGAGCAAACACAAGCUGCUGAAUGAGUCCAUAAUUGUCGCGCUGUUCCAGGGACAGUUCAAGUCCACCGUUCAGUGUCAGACCUGCCAUCGCAAGUCACGGACGUUUGAGACCUUCAUGUACCUGUCGUUGCCCCUGGCCUCCACCAGCAAGUGCUCUCUGCAGGAUUGUCUGAAGCUGUUCUCCAAAGAAGAGAGACUGACCGACAACAACAAGGUGUUCUGCAGACACUGCCGGGCCCACAGAGAUUCCACCAAGAAACUGGAGAUCUGGAAGGUCCCACCCAUUCUCCUGGUGCACUUAAAACGGUUCUCCUAUGAGGGCAGAUGGAAGCAGAAGCUGCAGACAACCGUAGACUUCCCUCUGGACAGUCUGGAACUGGCUCAGUACGUCAUUGGACCCAAACAGACCCUGAAGAGAUACAACCUUUAUGGAGUUUCCAAUCACUAUGGAGGUUUAGAUGGCGGCCAUUACACAGCCUACUGUAAGAACGCCCUCAAACAGCGCUGGUACAAGUUCGAUGACCACGAGGUGUCUGAAAUCUCCACCUCCUCGGUCAAGUCUUCUGCGGCCUACAUCCUCUUUUACUCCACCCUGUGAUGGUGUGUAGGCUGCGGAGGAGAGAGAACACUACACCGGAGCAGCAAAGCUCAAUGCCUAGAGGUUGUUUUUUUCCUUUUCAAAAAUCACUGCUCAGAGGACCUGGUGCGCGUAGGUGCUGGUUAACUAGCCGCGUAUGUGCACGAGAGGAUGCGCUCUCGAGCGAGAUGCACAGACGGGAGAAAGGUGCAGGAACGGUGCAAACGCUUCAGCUACUUGAGCAACCGAUAGCUGUUAAAACGGGCUGUCUGUUCACAUUACUGAUCAUCUGCAGACUAAACAGAUGCUCCUUUUAAUCUGACUUCUGUACCAUGGUUGUGUUGUAGGGCUGGCGGCGCAUUGCACUCGGUGUGGACGGCGGUAUUGGUGGGACUAAUUUUCAGUUCUCUCGUACUGCGCGUGCGCCGGAUUAACAGUUAGACGGCAUGUACAUACUUAACGACGCUGAUGUUGCACAUUCGAAAAUGUAAAUACCCGAGGGCGAAGUGUUAAUCUGUUAAGUGACCAAAUGAUUAUUUUUUGUUCUUGAAGUAGCAGCCAUCAUAAUAUCAGCAUAUUCAUAAAGACAAGCAAUGUGUUUUAGGGGUUUAACUGUAUAACCUUCUGCUGUUUAUUACAUUAAGGCCGAUGGACGUGACUGUGAAUGAUAUAUUUUAUUUUAUUUUUUUUUGCAUUCUUCCUUAGGAGAGGAGGGAGCUUAGAUUGUUGCUUGUUCAUAUUAGUCACAUUCUUGCACUUAUACGAUAUGCAAUCAAUUUAAGUUGUUUGUGUAGAUCACAUUGUUUAACAGCAGACUUUAAUACUCAACUCAGAACGCUUUAAAUCGAUACGGAUGCUGAGAUCUGUCCAUUUUACUCAGUUCAGCCAGUGACUUAAAAACCCUUCCCGCUUCUAUAAAGUUUAUUAUCAUUUAAACUCUACAUUAGUAUUAUCAAACACUAUUUAGAGGAAACCUUUCUGGCAUAUGUUGACGUCCUGCUUGGUUUAUUCCAGUGAUGCUGAUUUUCUCAUUUUGGUUUAGUUUCAUUUUUGAGUUCACUUUUGAGCCGGAGAACUCAAGGACGUGAAGAACUGACCUUAUUCACUUACUGGAGUGCAUUAGUGUCAACACUUGCUGCCUGCCUGCCUAUGGGCUGGUGACUGAUGAGCGCAAGCACAAUUUUGUUUUGUUUUUUUUUUUUUGUUUUUUUUUUGGGGAAUGGACCAGGGAUCUGAAGUGACAGGAUAUCACUCCUUCCUGAGUAUUUUAUCGCCUAGCAUGAGAUCAGAAUCUGUUUUCUUUUCACUUUUACGUGUUGAUUUUGUUUCCUAAUGCUCUAAAAAUUGUUUCAGAUAUAACGAUUAUAUUAACCUCAAACAGCUCAUAUGACUAUUUAUUAAAAUUGCUUAAAAUUA